Molecule: messenger RNA, 2344 nt
Organism: Hemibagrus wyckioides
Lineage: Eukaryota; Metazoa; Chordata; Actinopteri; Siluriformes; Bagridae
Gene: chmp2ba
Product: charged multivesicular body protein 2Ba
Exons: 6
Coding region: 167-811 (214 amino acids)
Biological process (GO): late endosome to vacuole transport; protein transport; endosome transport via multivesicular body sorting pathway
Cellular component (GO): multivesicular body; ESCRT III complex
Source: RefSeq, a predicted model, not a curated record
AGGCGCGCUGACUCAGUGCAGUCAUGUGUAUGGAAAGUCAGCUCGCUUUAGAGAUAACAAACAAGGAAAUCAGGACUUUUGGUUAGGCAGACAGCCGGGCUGAUAUCCCACACUCAAUUAAAUCUUAGUUAUAGUUUAGUUAGUUGUAAACGUCCGUCUAGUCGUCAUGGCGUCUCUUUUUAAGAAGAAGACUGCUGACGAUAUCAUCAAAGAGCAGACUAAAGAGUUGAGAGGCACACAGAGACAAAUCAGCAGAGACCGUGCUGCUUUGGAAAAACAGGAGAAGCAAAUGGAAAUGGAAAUAAAGAAAAUGGCCAAGGCUGGAAACCGAGAUGCCUGCAAGAUAUUGGCUAAGCAGCUGGUCCAACUGAGGAAGCAGAAGAAUCGAACCUAUGCUGUGAGCUCUAAAGUGACCUCUAUGUCCACACAGACCAAAGUCAUGAACUCUCAAAUGAAAAUGGCAGGAGCAAUGUCUAACACAGCCAAGACUAUGCAGGCUGUAAAUAAAAAAAUGGACCCAAAGAAGACUUUGCAGACAAUGCAGGACUUCCAGAAAGAAAACCUGAAAAUGGGCAUGACUGAAGAUAUGAUCAAUGACACACUGGAUGAAAUUUUUAGUGAGUCAGGGGAUGAAGAAGAAUCUCAGGACAUUGUGAACCAGGUGCUGGAUGAAAUUGGAAUUGAAAUUUCUGGAAAGAUGGUGAGAGCCCCCUCAGCUGGAAAGAGUCUCCCCAGUGCAUCAAAGACCAAAGCCGCUACCAUUUCCGAUGAGGACAUCGAGAGGCAGCUGAAGGCCCUGGGAAUGGAUUAAACCUCUUUGCACUCUACACCUGUGCUCUCAGAGCCAAAGCAAAGGGCUUAUACUAAAGCACUCAUGUAUACAUGACCUUACUAGCUGUGGAUACAGAGGGCCACAGGGCCGCUACUAAAUCAAUGAUUUAAAAAUGUAAAGACCAUGUAGUUAGUAGGAUUUGCUGUAGAUAUCUAAAGACAAAGUGGUGUUGGGGGUGAGUAAAGGAUUGGUCUUUUGAAGGAGGUCUCAGACUGAGGUACACAAAGACGUAAUUUGCCCUUUAACAUAUCUAAUGACCAGCCUUCUCUAAAUCAGUUUUAUCAAUUUAAGGCUUCAAUCCAAUGGUCUAGCAGCACUGCAUAAUCCUUUAAUAUGCUACAAAAUGGAGUUAUUAUAUAGGUUUAGGAGGAAGACUUCUUACUAGUUAACAUCCUAUGAAUCUACAUAUAAUUUCAGCAUCUUCCAACUCUGUACUAUUCAUCUCCCACUUGAGUUGGAGGCCUUGGUGUCACCCAGGACACAAGUUCUCCCCAUUUUCUUGAAUCCAUCUUCAUGUCAUUUAGCCAAGGACAUGGUUUGCACUUCCAGAAGUAUGGUGUUUUGAUUUUAGUGUACAUAACUUUAACAUUAACCUUCUGGUAAUGUGUGCUGUAUUGUACUUUUGCAGCUAUCAGAUGCUCAUUUUCCAGUUUUUCUAUCUCUGUAGGUUCAUUUGGUAAUAAGUUCAAGCUAAGGCUUUGUUCUCACAAUGAAAUGAGUGGCUUUCAUAUGCAGUUGGUAAGGAUUUGGUAAGCAUUUGUCUUGUUCAUUGAAAAUCCUUGCAUAUAGAUUUACUGAAUGUCAUUAUGAUGAAAUGGUCUUCAUUACUGAAUUAAUUAGAAAGGUUACUUGAUGCAUAGACCUAAUUAACAUAAUACAUACUGUAAUUUAGAUAUGCAUGUACAAGGAUAUACAAGUGGUCCUGUCAGCAAUAGUAACUCAUUUAGCUGUAUAUUAGCUCCACUAAGAAGUCUUUAAUUGGAUGUGACACACAGGUGUGGAAGAAACACAAAACUGUAGUGUCAGCUCCAGUUAAUUAUGUGGUCCAGUAUUUGCUGAAGAACACUGUGUUUCAGGCAUCAUUAUCACAGCUUAGUCCACAUGUGCAGGCUAAUUAUGCAAAAGGACUAUUACUGACCUGAGAAUUCCCCUGUCAUGGUCAAAUUGGAGCCAUGUCUACAGAUAAGAGAAACAAGCCAUGCUCAAAUUGACAGGAAUGAAGUCACUGUUACUGCUGAGGUUCUCAUGUUAAUGAGUGAAUACAUCAUUAGCUGAAGGACAUUUACAUUUAAAUCAUUUUGUGUCUACUGAGUUGUACAACUUAAAUUGUAAAGUAUGCAAAAGUCAUUAAACUCUGGUGUAAUUUUAGUGCCACUUAGAAAAGCAAUACAUCUCUCCACCUUUCUUUUUCUUUUUAACAUUAGGAUUCCCAGUAUGUUUUAAUGUUUUAAUUUUUCAUUUGUGUUUUUUAUUCUAACUUAUGUUAAAGGUAUGUGAAUAAAAUUUUAUGGA